GACUGCUGUGAUAUACCUCUCAUGACAAAGACUAUUACAAAGAAGAUUGCUUUCCUUUGGCAGCUUUGGUCCAUAAGGAAAUAAAACCUGGUGACAAGGAACCCGGAAGGAUGAGACAGCUGACCAGAAAGAGAAGGUUGAGUGUGAAUUCAAAAGAACAGAAGCAAGAUGACUAUUUGGUGCAAAGUGAAGAAGAAAAGAAGCAGAUGGAUAAUGUGGCUUCUUCCUGUGACACUGCUGCCCAGGGAGUAUGGUCUUGGGAUGAGUACUUGAAAGAACAGAAGGCUGUUGCAGCACCAGUAGAACUGUUCUCCAGGGACCAGUCUUUUCCUGAACAUGAAAAUGGCUUUCAGGUUGGAAUGAGAUUGGAAGGCAUUGACCCCCGCCAUCCCUCCAUAUUCUGUGUGCUGUCAGUAGCAGAGGUGUGUGGUUAUCGCAUGAGGCUUCAUUUUGAUGGCUACUUAUGCUGCUAUGAUUUUUGGACCAAUGCAGGCUCCCCUGACAUACAUCCUGUGGGAUGGUGUGAAAGUACAGAUCAUGAGCUACACAUCCCUAAAGGUUACAGAAAAGAUAAAUUUAUUUGGACAGAUUAUUUGAAAUCCUGCAAAUUGCGAAAUGCCCCCAGGAGAUUAUUCAGGAAUCAAAGUUCUAACACCCCAAUGCCUGAAGCAUUUCAGGUUGGGAGGAAGCUUGAAGCAGUGGACAGGAAAAAUCCUUCCUUGGUGUGUGUGGCCUCCAUCGCAGACAUUGUUGAAGACCGAUUACUUGUGCACUUUGACAACUGGGAGGACAGUUACGAUUAUUGGUGUGAUUUUACCAGUCCAUACAUCCAUCCUGUUGGCUGGUGUCAAGAAAAUGGCCGAACGCUGAUAGCCCCCCAAGAUUACCCUGAUCCUGAACAUUUUUGCUGGAGAGAAUAUCUGAAAGCUACACAGACAUCAGCGGUUCCUGCCAAAGCAUUUAAAACGAGGGCUUCCCACGGGUUCCUGGCGAAUAUGAAACUUGAAGUGGUGGAUAAACGGAAUCCCAGAUUAAUCCGCGUAGCCACCAUUGCAGAUGUAGAAGACCAAAGGAUAAAGGUCCAUUUUGAUGGCUGGAGCGAGAAAUACGAUUAUUGGAUCGACGCCGACAGCCAUGACAUUCAUCCGGUGGGUUGGUGUGACAUCACAGGACAUCCACUCGAGCUGCCCCAUCGAGCAAAAGAUUUGAAGACAACACCGGGGCAGGCUUGUUGUCCUACCCCUGAGUGCCGGGGAAUUGGCCACAUCCGAGGUCCCCGCUACGCGGGCCACCACAGUGCUUUUGGAUGCCCGUAUUCAGACGUUAACUUGAAAAAGGAGGCAACACUUCAUGACCGUCUCGGAGAAAGAGCCCAGGCAAAUUCAGUUCCAGAUGCUCCGCCCUCAAAACAUAAAGACCUCUGUAACCUGAACAUUAACGGGAGACACAAGAAGACAGCCAGCCAGCCCAGCCUUGUACCGCAGGAAAAGUGUCUGAAAAUGAAAGGAAAAGAAGAUAUUGACUUAGAUCAUCUACUCAGAGAAGACUCCACGGAGAGCAUCCAGAGCGCCCUGCACCAAUCCAUCUUCAUGUCGGCCAUGUCGGUUCACCCCUCCCGCGACCUGCCCCUUUGCUGGGAGCAGCACUGCAAGCUCCUUCCCGGAGUGGGAGAUAUUCAGGCGAAUGAAGUUGUCAAAUGGACCGUGGACCAGGUGGCGACCUUUAUCCAGACCCUUCCAGGGUGUGAAGAACAUGCGAAAGACUUCCAAAAAGAGCAGAUUGAUGGCAGAGCGUUCCUUCUUCUGACCCAGACAGAUAUCGUUAAGGUGAUGAACAUCAAACUUGGUCCAGCAUUAAAGAUCUAUAAUUCCAUCCUGAUGUUCAAAAAUGCCCAAGACGUUGUAGAAGUGGAUUCUUCAUCUAGCUAGGUCAUCAGGGGAUAAGUGCAAUGUUCUCUUCUUAUCACUGAAGCAAUAACAUUUGGGAUAAGUGAACUUGAUUUUAGCGUUUCACAUUUUAUGCCUCUAAACUUAAUCCGAAAAUGUAAAAGGGUCCAAGUUUUGUACAUUCGGAAGAUUUUGAUGAUUAAGUGCCAAAAACAACAACAAGAGAUUUGGGCACAUUUACUUGUAAAAAAAAAACUAUCUUUGGUGGAGUCUUUUCAGCCUGGUUACGUCAAAUCAAGCAGACAUACAAAAGAAGUCUAUUUGUACAUUUUUAUUCUGCAUCUUCCAUUUGCCAUGUUACAAGCAUAAAACCCGUAAGUGGUGAAAUAUUAGAAAACCGGUAUUCUUAAAUAGGUUGCUAAUAUUGUCACCAGAACAACAACAUCUGAACUGGGUUCAAAGUUAUUACCUGUACCAUAACAUGUCUGCAAAAGGCAUAUUGAGAGAAGUGAAAAAGGCCUAGGGCUUGAAAAAGACUUCAUGUGAAAUUUUUGUGUACUUACUCAGGAAAGUGUGAAUGUGCUGGGAGGUUUUUGUAAGUAAAGCACAUCUUUUCAAGAUUUAUUCUUCGUGCUCUGUUUGUUCAUGUAUCCAGUCCACUGUUUCUCUCAGACAGCUUCUCUGGGCCCAGAAAGUGCCAUAUUCAAUAUAAAACUCAGGCCUGGGUCUUUUAAUAAUAAUAAUUAUUAUUAUUAUGGUAUU
This is a messenger RNA of Tachyglossus aculeatus (Australian echidna), 2648 nucleotides long. RefSeq names its product L3MBTL histone methyl-lysine binding protein 4 (gene L3MBTL4). Bases 111 to 1928 code for a protein of 605 amino acids. The transcript is spliced from 18 exons. The record is from RefSeq and is a predicted model, not a curated record. Gene Ontology annotation, molecular function: zinc ion binding; protein binding. Gene Ontology annotation, cellular component: nucleus. Lineage: Eukaryota; Metazoa; Chordata; Mammalia; Monotremata; Tachyglossidae. Gene Ontology annotation, biological process: regulation of DNA-templated transcription.